Messenger RNA from Humulus lupulus (European hop), 1613 nucleotides. Its product is annotated as cell division control protein 2 homolog. The record is from RefSeq and is a predicted model, not a curated record. NCBI's taxonomy places the organism in Eukaryota, Viridiplantae, Streptophyta, Magnoliopsida, Rosales, Cannabaceae. The coding region runs from base 422 to 1306 and encodes 294 amino acids. Gene Ontology annotation, cellular component: nucleus; cyclin-dependent protein kinase holoenzyme complex; cytoplasm. Gene Ontology annotation, biological process: regulation of gene expression; G1/S transition of mitotic cell cycle; protein phosphorylation. The transcript is spliced from 12 exons. Gene Ontology annotation, molecular function: cyclin-dependent protein serine/threonine kinase activity; cyclin binding; ATP binding.
GAAAAAAAACCCUAAGACCAAAGAGAUCAUCAUAAAAUCAACACACUAUUUUUGUUCAAUUUUCAUUUCCACCUAUGUUUGCUGUCUACACACACUGAUCCGUCGUCAACCGCCGCUCAACCGGCUGAACCGCCGUCGGCCACUCACUCGCUCUUCUGAGCUUUUGCUUGCAGCGCGUGCUUUCUACUUCCUUUUGUUGACACUCCAUUCUUAUCUUAGAUAGAGGAGGGGUUGGAAUAGUGUGUGACCACUGAAUGACUUCUAUAGUCUUGGGGAAAAAAUCGGGAUAAAUCAAGUUGCUACUAGCAAAAAAGAUUUCACCAUGGCUUCAACAUCUCCAUGCUCUGUAUUGAAUGACUCCAUAGGCAUUUUAUGAAGGAUUCACUGCUCACGUAAGCAUAAUCGCAACCUGAUCUUGACUAUGGACCAGUACGAAAAAGUUGAGAAGAUUGGUGAAGGAACCUAUGGUGUGGUUUACAAGGCCCGUGAUCGUGUUACUAAUGAAACUAUAGCUUUGAAGAAGAUUCGUCUGGAGCAAGAAGACGAAGGAGUGCCAAGUACAGCUAUACGAGAGAUUUCUCUCUUGAAAGAAAUGCAGCAUGGGAACAUUGUCAGGUUACAGGAUGUAGUACACAGUGAGAAGCGUUUGUAUUUGGUUUUUGAAUACCUGGACUUGGAUUUAAAGAAGCACAUGGAUUCUUCUCCAGACUUCGGAAAAGAUCUACACCAGAUAAAAAUGUUUCUUUAUCAAAUUCUCCGUGGCAUUGCUUAUUGUCAUUCUCAUAGAGUUCUUCAUCGAGAUCUAAAGCCCCAGAAUUUAUUGAUAGAUCGCCGCACCAAUGCACUAAAGCUUGCAGAUUUUGGACUGGCCAGAGCAUUUGGUAUUCCAGUCAGGACCUUUACUCACGAGGUGGUGACCCUCUGGUACAGAGCACCAGAAAUAUUGCUUGGAUCUCGUCAAUACUCUACCCCUGUUGAUGUGUGGUCAGUGGGAUGUAUAUAUGCUGAGAUGGUGAAUCAACGACCUUUAUUUCCUGGUGACUCUGAAAUUGAUGAGUUGUUCAAGAUAUUCAGAAUCUUGGGUACUCCAAAUGAAGAUACAUGGCCUGGUGUCUGUUCUUUGCCUGAUUUUAAAUCUGCAUUUCCUAAGUGGCCUUCAAAGGACUUGGCAACUGUUGUUCCAAAUAUUGGGUCAGCUGGUGUCGAUCUUCUUUCUAAAAUGCUUUGCAUGGAUCCCAGCAAAAGAAUUACAGCAAGGAGUGCUCUCGAGCAUGAAUACUUCAAAGAUAUUUCAUUGGUGCCCUGAAUCCUAUUUCCAUUUAUCUGGCAGACAAUUGGCUUUAUUGUAUGCCUAGAAAUCUUGUGGAUUUUGAUGUGUGAGAAUUGUGUGCUUGUGAUUUUUUCCCUCAAAUUCUUUGACAUAGUUCUGGUAAUGUUGAUUUGAUCCUUUAUCUGAUAUAUUAUUAGCCUCAUAGGAGUCUGCGCUAUGGUCUCCUCUGCCUCCUGAAAAAUAUACAUAAAGUUGUUUGUAAUUGACCAUCCAUCCUUCCAUGUUUUUUUGAAAAUCAAUUACUUUUCCCGAGGAAUGGAAAAAUAUUUUGAUUUGUUCUAUA